AUGGCAACGUGCACAACUAACGAUCCACAUGAAAUUCAAAUGGAUAGCGAAUCUGAAGGCGAUUCUACUAUGGAAAUUGAUUCAGUUUAUUCAUCAGAUGUGGACAGUAGUGAAUCGGAUGAUGAAAUAGGAUCAUCGAAACAACAAUCUACUAAUCGAAUUUGGACGAAAACUGCAUUCAAGCCACAUCUCUUCUCCCUUGAUGAAACAAAUGCUGGUCUUUCACCGAACAUAGGCGCUAUGAAAGAUGUUACACCUCUUGAUGUUUUUCAAUUAUUGUUCAAUGCAACAAUGCUUGAUUUAAUUGUUGAAGAAACCAACAAAGGUUUUUCUAACAAAAAUUCUACAUCCUCAACAUGUUCCCAUCAAGUAAAAUGGACAGAAACAAAUCGCUCUGAAAUAUAUACUUUCUUGGUUACAAUUAUGCUCAUGUCUCCAACUAAAAAGAAUAAGAUUUCUGAUUGCUGGUCGACUGAUCCAAUGAUUAUUACACCUAUGUUUGGUCAAUUAUUUUCUAGAGACAGAUUUCUGUUGCUUUUGAAAUACUUACAUUUCAACGAGGAAUCGCUCAUUCUUUAA
This is a messenger RNA of Adineta ricciae, 579 nucleotides long. Lineage: Eukaryota; Metazoa; Rotifera; Eurotatoria; Adinetida; Adinetidae. The record is from the annotation of a GenBank genome assembly.